Molecule: messenger RNA, 2651 nt
Organism: Lycium barbarum (goji berry)
Lineage: Eukaryota; Viridiplantae; Streptophyta; Magnoliopsida; Solanales; Solanaceae
Product: transcription factor TCP20
Exons: 2
Coding region: 160-909 (249 amino acids)
Cellular component (GO): nucleus
Molecular function (GO): DNA-binding transcription factor activity; sequence-specific DNA binding
Source: RefSeq, a predicted model, not a curated record
AUUCUUUCUUUUCUUUGUUUUUGCAUGUUUGUGAGGUCAUCUUCUUCUAUAUUAAUAAAAAGUAUAGGUUUCUUUUUCUUAAUCUAUAAUAUAAUUGUGUAACAAGAAAACAAGUUCGAAUAGUUUAUUGAAAGAAACUUUGGGUAGACACAUCUGUUCAUGGACCCCAAGGAGGUAUCAAACUUCUUGAGCCACCCAAAUCCCAACAACGACAAUAUCAGUAACAACAACGACUUGCAGAUUGGAAUUGCAGAAAAAGAUGAAGCUAAGAAGCAAGAGUUGGCUCCAAAAAGAAGUUCCAAUAAAGAUAGGCACACUAAAGUUGAAGGAAGAGGAAGAAGGAUUCGCAUGCCUGCUCUUUGUGCUGCUAGGAUUUUCCAACUGACACGUGAAUUGGGUCAUAAAUCUGAUGGAGAAACAAUCCAGUGGCUGUUGCAGCAAGCGGAGCCAUCCAUAAUUGCUGCAACAGGUAAUGGAACAAUUCCAGCCUCAGCUUUAGCCGCGGCUGGACCCUCUGUUUCGCAACAGGGGAUCUCUGAAUUUAAUAGUAGGAGCAGUUGGCCUAUGGUUAUUGGAAAUUUUGGAAGACCCCCAUCUGGUCCUGACGUCAGUAAUUUUGGCCAUAAUUUGGGGACUGGAAGUGCUUCAAAUUGUCUGCAAAAGAUUAGCUUCCCUGGGUUUGAUCCCAAUUUGAACCCUAUGAGUUUUGCAUCUAUGUUGGGAGCAACUAACCCCCAGCAGUUACCUGGAUUGGAGCUUGGAUUAUCACAAGAGGGUCAUAUUGGGGUUAUGAAUUCUCAGUCGUUGAACCAGAUUUACCAGCAGAUGGGGCAUUCAAGAAUGCAACACCAUUCACAGCAGCAGCAACCUUCUCCUGAGGAUGAUAAUUCUCAAGGACCAGGACAGUAAAGCUUUCACAUACAUAUUCCAAUUUGGGGGUGCAUAAAGUGAAAUUGGAGUUUUCUGAGCUAGGUUUUUGAAUGGGAUUUCCGGCACUGAAUUAAAUAGCUGGUUGCCCGGAUGAAUUCAGACCCUCAAUAAAUGGAUAGCUCCACCAAUGAGCUACCAGAAAGUCAAUGUAGAUGGAGAUGCAAUAAACUAUGAGGCGAAAAUUAUGGCAUCACUUGCAGGAAAAAUAAUCAACUGAAGAGGUCUGGGACUCAAUCUAACUGUCUACAGUUGCUAGCCAAACUAGCUUUCUAUAGAAGAUCUAAGCUUCAACGGAAAGUUCCAUCCUUUAUUUAGUUCAAUGUUCUUGAAAAGUGGCUCCAGAAUUGACACUUCUACCUUCAGUGAAAAAGGUCAGUGCUUUGCCGGGCUUCUUAUUCAUUGAAGUCAUCAGGCAGUUAAUUCAUCCAAGUAAGCCUUUCACUUAUAAGUUAUAACCCUUUGCUUCAUAACCAAACAAUGUUAUUGAGAAAUGCAUUAUAUUUCUCGUUGUAUGGCCUCAAGUUGUUUACAUUUUCAGUGUUUAUGUUUUAUCUCUAUACAACAUUGUGUAUUAUUCAUGGAGUAUGUUGUUAGAAGUGCCUAUGCUUGAUAUGAGGUGACAGAAUUUUCAAGUACAUUACUAGACUUACGGAAGUUCAUGUUAGAUGUCUAAAUUUGGUGUUUGCACUUGGUCGCUCUGUGCCAAUUCAUAGGCAUGUGCAUCUAUACUAUGCUGCUUAGGUAAUUGGUACAGAAGCAAGUAUAUAAGAGAACAAUUUCAUUGUCUGGGAAGGGGCUAAGGAAUUACAUAAAAGUACUAGGAAAUGGUACAGCUUUAAGUUUCUAUCCACCAUUAGCAUAGCUAGAUCGACGUCCUUAUCAAAUUCCUAUACAUUCUUUAUUCAGCUCCUUUUAGUAGAAACAGAAGCAAGGGUUAAUAUAGAAAAAAAUAUUUUUCUUUGUUCAUCUUUAAAUCACCUUAUCCCCCAAUAUAAACUCAGUGUGAUAAAUCUGGAGAGGCGUUGAUUUAUUUAGGUUAGGGGAUGGUAUCUUAAUAGAUUCAUAACACAUCGAAGAAUCAAAUGAAAGAGUUGUCAUUUAAUCAUUUGUUCAGUCAUGAUUGUGACGAUGUUGGACGCCUUACAACAAGAUUACAUACUAGCAGGGGCAUUUCUAUUGCAGUUGCGAUCUCAAGGAUGAGAAGUCAUACAUAUAUGCUGGUCCUUGCAGCUUCCUAUGAUAACAGAAAAAAAGAUGUAAAAGAAAUCUAGUGGUCUUAUGGAUGAUGUCUUUCACAAGUGUGGCAAAUUUCCCAUCAUCUCUAGCCUUGUUCCAGUUGAAAAGUACUUUCUAGUACUAUGGCUGCUACGGUUCUGAAGACUCAAAUUGAUCAUAAACACCGUUAGUAUUUUGCAAAUAUAGCCAAGGGACUCCCUGUAUAUGUAUGGUAUAAGUGCAUAUACAGAUAGGCUUUGUACAAUGUGUAGUCUGAAAAGACAAAAAGAACAAACUGUAAUGUAAUAUAUGCAAGAAAGUAUGAUCAACAGCAGAAUCAGUUAGCAUGAAGGAAUGAUACAAAGAUCAUGUCAAUGGUACUUGUAAUAUAUUCAAAUCUGUAGAGGCAUGGAAGGAAGACAUUGUCAUCGAAUGAAUUUUUGUAUAAAGUAAACAAAAGAUGGGUGCGAUUUUGCUUUCUCAUAUUCAAUCAUCUUCUACUGGAA